GAAAGUAGAUUACGCAAUAGUCACAACAAACGUGUUCGGUAUACCGUGUAGAUCUAUAUCAAAUUCGAAAUGAAUAAGAACCUUAUUUUGACUGCUACUAGAACAAUUUAUCAGAGGAGAGGCUUGUGUCGGUUUUUUCAAACUAUUAAUUACAUAAAUAAGUCGAACAUACAACGAUUCAAUCGCCAGGUUUCCCAUUCUUCAAUAAAUUGGCCACGAACUGAAAGUAGAUGGAUGUCAUCAGACAACAGUGACUCGGAUUUACAUUCAAAGACAUCUCUUGGAAAAUUAAAACAGCUUAUGGCAAUACAAUUUACGUGUAAUGUAUGUGGAAGAAGAAAUUCUAAAACAUUUUCUAAAGUUGCUUACACAAAAGGGAUAGUUAUCAUCAGAUGCGACGGAUGCAAGAACAAUCACCUCAUUGCUGACAAUAUUGGGUGGUUCCAGCAUGUCAAAGGAAGAAACAUAGAAGAAAUUCUAGCAGAGAAGGGUGAAGAAGUGAAGAGACAUUUAGACGAUGGAUCGCUGGAAAUGGAAAUUGACAACAAAAUUAAUGAAGAUAAAAACUGAUUUUUUUUAAUUUAAAUUCUUUUCCAUGUUUUAAAAUUAGCUAUGGUGCAUGAUGGCAAAUUUGUGUUAAAAGUUGGCAUUGACAAAUUUUAUGUGCAAUCUAUACAUAAAAUGAUGUGCAAGCAC
Messenger RNA from Ostrea edulis (European flat oyster), 696 nucleotides. Its product is annotated as DNL-type zinc finger protein-like. The record is from RefSeq and is a predicted model, not a curated record. Lineage: Eukaryota; Metazoa; Mollusca; Bivalvia; Ostreida; Ostreidae. Gene Ontology annotation, molecular function: zinc ion binding; protein-folding chaperone binding. Bases 70 to 570 code for a protein of 166 amino acids. Gene Ontology annotation, biological process: protein folding; protein import into mitochondrial matrix; protein stabilization. The transcript is spliced from 2 exons. Gene Ontology annotation, cellular component: mitochondrion.